Messenger RNA from Linum trigynum, 3039 nucleotides. NCBI's taxonomy places the organism in Eukaryota, Viridiplantae, Streptophyta, Magnoliopsida, Malpighiales, Linaceae. The record is from the annotation of a GenBank genome assembly.
AUUAAAACGUAUAUGAAGCCAAAUAGUAAAACACCCGACCCUUAAAAAGACUUAUCGAUUUAAGUAGUACCAAUUUUUAGGCAUUGUGGGGUGUGAAUACACUUCCCCACACGUAACAUACUCCCGAAUCCAAAUUUCUAAAAUUUCGCUGACCAAAUAUCAUUUUCGACCCAAAGAUCGAGAUCGAACCAAAAGGUGUUCGAUCCACCACAACUAAGAUUGAUGGCGACUCCGAGCAUCACGCGAUGGAUCCCUCGAUCUCGAGGGGCGGUUGCGACAUUAGCGACUCCGCUGGGGACUUUUGAGAGUCAAGCUACAUAUUUCAAUUAGGUAAGUUUUUCUUACUAUCUUUAAUAUGUUGAGUGUUUACUUUCUUAUUGUGCAUCUCUAUUCCCAAGCUCUUCUUUAGAAAUUGAAGAGAGUACCGUGACUUCUACAAUAGUAGGGGAAUAACGUGAAACUUUCUAACGAAGUUGAACUCAAAUCUAAGGUUGAUUUGAGGUAUCUAACCAAACUCGAAAGGGUUUUUGGUCGGGUACAACUUGGAAGCCAAUUCCCUAUAAGCUCACACCAUCAUAUAGUUAGCUUAGAGCUACCCAAAGAUACCCAAAACUUAUCCCAAAUCCACCUUGAACCUCUUCGUUAAGCCUUUCAAAAAACCUAGGUUGUUAAAAGUAGGAGGACAUGUUUAUGUUGUUGAUUAUUGUUUUUUUAUUACAAUAUGACUUGUGCUUUAUUGAUUAUUCAUGAAUGACGUGAGUAGAUGCUCUACAAAAAUUUCUUAAAAGUCAUGACACCAGCAAUCUUUUGUUAAUUCAUUAGUCACUCAUCCAAGACCAAUCAUGAAGGUAAAUCUACAAGCAUUUGUGCAUCCCCAAAAAAAUUCACUUAGCAUGAAUAUCAUACAUUCAUCUCAUCUACCAAUAGGUAACAUUUUAAGGACGACAAAUUUUCUAAAAAUGGAUCAUCCACAAGGAUAGUCAAGCCCUCAAGUACUCGAUCAGAUCCAAAGCCGAUCUCAUUAAAGAGAUGAUCCAGAGGGAAUCGAGCAACAUCAAAGUAAAGUUGACGAUACCCGGAGAAAUGAAAAGGGAAUUUAGCAUGAUCAUUUUGGCGAUGUGUCAUUCGAGGACAAAAAUCUGCGCCAACUACACGAAAAAGGAGUAUCAAGUGACAAGUCUCCCAUCACAGCCUCACAGAACAUGCAUGAUCAAAAGAUAUCAAAGAAUCAAAGCACAAUAAUCCACAAGUUUCAGAACAACAAAAAGAAUGUGAGGGCAACACUAUGUUAAGAGAGAAAGGGGAUUCAUUGAAAGAGAGUUGGAACUAUCAAUCCCAAAACACUCAAGCUCACCCAUAUGUUGCAACUACACAGUAAUGCCGCUGCCUUGAGGAGUAAUCGUCCAACCAAAGAUCCAUACACCACUAUUGCAGCAAAGUGAUAAUCGAGAUCAAAGCAUCCCAAGACAACGAAAGAGGGAAUGUCAUCCCAUUCCCAUCACAUGUAUCGAGACUUUUCCAAGAUACUGCAAAAUCAUUUGAUUGCCCCUAUAUCAUGUGAACUUAUGUUGCCUCUAUACCCAAGUAGAUAGAAACCAUAGCAAUAUUAUGCUUACCACUAUGAGUAGUGAGAGAGUCCAUUGAGGAGGGAAAAAUAAUGAAGAUCAGGGUGUAACAAAUGCUGGCAGUGACAUUCGAGGAGAAGCCAAAUCGUCCAAAUAUCAGGAACAAUCCACUGUCCAAUCAUGGAGAUCAGUACUCAUACCAUGACGAGAGUCUUGAUGAGAGGAUGAUGUUGACCCUCAUAUGCAAAUAAAUAUCAAGAUUCUACACCUCUCAACUAUGUAUCAUCAUUUGCAUACAUCAUGAAUAAUAAAAUGUUAUUUGCAUUUCCACUGAUUUGGAACAUUGUGUAACUACUACCAAUCUCGAUAUAGGACUUCGCAUCAAUGGGGUUUUUUUUGUUAUAAAAAAAUCUGCCAAAUUUUUAAAAAAAAUAAUUUAAAAUCGACUUUCUUUCUCUAUGAUUGGGAACCAUAAAAAUUCAUUUCAUGUUCUCAAGUUAAGCCAUGAGAUUUUCACUUUAAGCAAAUAUAAACAUCCCACUGGUGUUGAGUGAUUAUCAGCACCCCACUGGUGUCGAGAAUUUGAUAACCCACUAAUGUUGAGACUUGAGAGUGUGCAUACUUUACUAGAGUUGAGAGCAAAACACCUCACUAGUGUCCACAAAUUAUGAGUGUCGGUAGUCAAAAGGGUGUAACGAGGAUACGAUAUCAGACUACUUGUAGAAUCUCAUCACUAGCAUAGCCAACCUUUUGCUAGCAACAUUUCCAAGAAGAAAUGGACUCAAAUAGUGUAAUGGAGGAUCAACAUCAGUGAUCUUUCUUCUUCGGAAAAGGAACGGUCGAUUAGCCUAGCCAAAAAGAAUGACCACUCACAUCAAGUCGAUGCAAAAAAAUCAAAAGCGUCAAAUUGUGCGACUUACAUAUUGGGUAUCCCCUACUUGAGCACUUGAAGUCAUAAUCACUUAGACUCGUCACAACAAAAUUAGCUACCUUCACUAAAAGGCCAGAAAGAUAAUUUCAGGUUUACCUCACUGGAGUGCAUUGUUCAUCAUCUCAAUAGACAAUAUCUAUACACUCGAAUGAUGUUAGUCAUGAAAUCAAUCAGGUGUCCAAACCAAAGGCUAUUUGCUCGCCAAAUUUGAAGAAGUUAUGCAAGAAGAUCUAUAAUCCACCCAAUGAUCAUCCUCAUUAUCCAUCACUUGAACUCUUGCUUUCGAGAUAAACAAGAACCACCAUGAAAAUAGAGCUUCAACAUCCAUACUUGCGCCACACAAGGGUCUUCGAAAUUCGUUAUUUUGAUUACCAACGAGAAGUAGAAGUUGGUAUAAUACCAAAUCCUCAUUUAUCCAUCAUUUCAAGGUCAAACAAGGACCUCAACAAGUGAUAAGAUUUCUAGAAUCAAACUUCCACACAAAUUACCUCAGUUACUUCCCUAGUCGAGCUUACCCCUCAAAAUUAAAAUUUCAAGACAAGG